UUCGAAUCGGUUCGAUUCAAGCAGGAUGGAACAUGCGACGGAAGCCCCCAGCGCGGGCCAUGAAGGGUACAUUGUGGCACUGACGCCGCGAACAAGCCUCAUCUCUAACCAAGAUGCAGAGAAGGAGCACACGAACAUGGAAACGGAGCCAGUCGCGAGCAAAUGCCGCCUGUGGUGCGCAAACCCGAGCGUCCUAAUCCUCAUUGGAUGUGUGCUUGGAGUCAUACUGGGCUACCUGCUCGGCCAGUAUGGUGCAUCCAAGGAGCUCCUCACUUGGAUAACGUUGCCAGGAGAAUUGUUUUUGCGAGCUUUGACGUGCGUCGUGGUGCCGCUAGUGUUUGUCAACAUCUUCCUCUCCGUCGUUGAUAUGCUCCGAGCCGGCCAUGCGGCCAAGAGCGGGCUCUACACGCUCGGCUUGUUUGGUCUAACGACGGUGCUGGCCGUGCUUUUGAGCAUCUCGUCCGUGUCAAUCUUCAAGAAGUGGUUCUCCCACGCAUCAUCAACUUCGAAGAACGCCGUGAAUGCGGGGCAGUCCUGGCAUUGCGGAAACACGACGGACCUGUCCGUCCAGUGGUUUCAAAAUGGCACGAUUUUGUGCAGCACGCCGUCCGAUGCGUCGUCGCCGCUCGUCCUUCCUAGUCCAUCCGCCGCGCCUCCUCCGUCUUUGUCCAAAACGGUGCAAGAUCAGAUAUUUCGCGCCCUCGUUCCCGACAACAUUGUGCAGCAGUUCGUCUCGGGCAACUACCUUGGCAUCAUGGCAAUUGCUACCAUGUUGGCGUUCUCUUUGGACAAAGUUUCGCCGCGCCCUGUCGGCAUCGUCCGUGUUUGUGAAGAGCUCAACGCCAUGCUGCUCGUGUGCAUCCGACUCAUUAUCGACAUCACUCCCAUUGCAGUCUUCUCGCUCGUCGCCGGUGGACUCGGCGCGACAAGCGAUUUGACGGCGGCGCUCUCGGACGUUGGCAUUUUUCUCGUCUCCUUCCUCGUUGCGAUCAUGCUCCACUACUGGGUGACCCUAAUGGGCAUUCUUUACUUGGUGCUUCGGACGUCGCCGAUUCAAGCCAUGAAAACGUGCUGGCCAGCGCAAGUGUUUGCAUUUUGCAGCGCUAGCUCGGCCGCGACGCUGCCCAUCACAUUAAAAUGCGGCGACCAAGCGAACGUGCCCGCAAGUUUGGCUUCAUUCAUCCUGACCAUGGGCGCCACCCUCAACAUGAACGGCACGUCCAUCUACUUUCCUUGCGCCGUCAUCUAUUUGGCCGUGUCCACUGGAGAUGAAGCGAACUUUACUGUUGUGUCGUACAUUUUGCUGGGUCUAUUGAGCUCCAUGUCGGCGGCGGCCGCCGCGCCUGUUCCGUCGGCUGCGCUGGUCCUUGUCGUCCCGAUGUUCAACGCCGUCUGCGGCACGGCCAACGCGCCAACACCGGCCAACUUUUCGUACUUGCUCGCGAUGGACUUUCUCCUCGAUCGAUUUCGCACGUGGCUCAAUGUGUCUGGAGAUCUCGUCAUUGCCCAGUGCGUGGCGGCGAUGGACUGCGCGGCCAAGAAUGCGCCAAGGCGGGUGUCCGAUUCGACCGAUGAAAGCGACAGCUCUGUCUAGGCCUUUGACUCUAUUUACAAUAUUCAUGCGAUGGUAGCCCCACAGGACAGUUCUGAAGCGUGAGCGAACGAGUCGGCUUUUUUCAGGCGUCGCAUGAUCGAUGCAAAUCAUUUCAGUCGGCCGGAUCUCGUCGUCCACCUCCAGCGUCGGCAACCAGGUCCCUUUGCGCGAUUUCCCACCAGUUGCACUUCCCUGACAAUACUCCCG
Molecule: messenger RNA, 1801 nt
Organism: Aphanomyces invadans
Lineage: Eukaryota; Oomycota; Saprolegniomycetes; Saprolegniales; Verrucalvaceae
Exons: 4
Coding region: 26-1594 (522 amino acids)
Cellular component (GO): membrane
Molecular function (GO): symporter activity
Source: RefSeq, a predicted model, not a curated record